Coregonus clupeaformis (lake whitefish) is the source of this 430-nucleotide messenger RNA. RefSeq names its product mitoguardin 1-like. The record is from RefSeq and is a predicted model, not a curated record. The transcript is spliced from 7 exons. Lineage: Eukaryota; Metazoa; Chordata; Actinopteri; Salmoniformes; Salmonidae. The coding region runs from base 137 to 430 and encodes 97 amino acids. Gene Ontology annotation, biological process: mitochondrial fusion.
CAGCACUCCUCAGGAGUUUGAGGAGGAGUUUGUGGAGGAGCAAAAUAAUGCUGCAGAUGUGCCCCAGUUGCGGCGUUACUUUGAAAACCAAGGGACAACCAACUUCUCUCUGAGGCUGGCCGGUAUCAGACGUGCUAUGGAGGCUCUGACAUCCUCAGACAGUACCUCCCUCAAUUACCUCACCCACGCUGGGAGGAUGGUGUUGAGUGGACUAUCCGAGCUCAACCAGCAGGAUGUGAGGCAGUUUCAGCAGGCCUACGACCUACUGGUGAACUUCAUUAAUGAGCCAGCAAACAGGGAGCAACUAGAGCAGGAGAUGGCUCUCGUAGGAAUCGACCGCAUCAACUUCGCAGAUGUUUUUUAUGAAUUCGUUCUACUAAUCCUUCUAGAAGGAAAGACAUUUCUUCCUAUAUCUGUAAAAGCCUGGUAG